ACACAAUGCAGUUGCAUUUGUGUGUUUAAUACAGUUACUGUCACACUGAGAAAGAAGCAGGACCACACUGCCAUCCACAUACUUCUGACCUACUUAUCAAGACACCAUGGAAAAGGGAAUCCAAAUCCCAGCCCCGCCUUACCCUGGCCCCCCUCUGGACUACAAUGCAGGAGUCUCCCAACAAGGUUACCAGCAAAGUGUCCAGCCUGUUGUCCAGCCCGUUGUCCAGCCUGUUGUCCAGCCCGUUGUCCAGCCCGUUGUCCAGCCUGUUCUCGAGCCUGUUGUCCAGCCUGUUCUCGAGCCAGCUGUUCACAUUGUUACCAGUACACAACCUGCAUACCAAUACAACAUACAGCAACCUCAGGUCGUACAGCCAAUGAGUCAGGUGGUGGUGAUGCAGGGUCAUCUCCCAAAAGAUGUUUCUGGACAGAUGAAGUGUCCUCAUUGCCAAACCGAAGUUGUGACUAAAACCGAGUACAAAAUUGGGCUCCUCACCUGGUUAAUUUUUGGUGUAUUACUAUUCAUAGGAUGCUGGCCUUGCUAUGUGAUCCCCUUCUUCGUCAGUGAUUGCAAGGAUGUGGAGCAUUCCUGCCCCACCUGUAACAGCGUAAUCCACAUCCACAAGCGCAUGUGAAGCAGAACUACAGUUUACAUUCUACUGAAGCGACAGCAGCAAGGCAUCUCUGUGCAAGCCGAUAUUAUCCUCAACCCUGUGCUCAUCCUGUAUGUUAAAUGUAUGUUUUACCUGUAUAUCCAGAUCAACUCCGGCUCUUGACGGAGGCAGUAGCAUCCUCUCCCUCUCUCCCCCUCCCCCUUCCUUAUCUUUCCUGCUUGGCUUCUCAUGUCUUUUGUCUAGUCUCAUCUACCUCUAACCCUCAGAGAGUCUCUCAGUCUUGUUCUCUAAAAAUUAAAGAAGAAUUAUGGAUUUGAUCAACUGGUCCCUUAAUGCAAUUGACAUGCUCUUCUCGAUGAGAAUCCUGGGUUCGGGAGAGCCCGACUGUCCUGGAGGGAUGUUCCCUGCUAGAUACACAAAGGAUGGGUGGCAGAAUUGGCGCGUUGUGUGCCUGGCGGGACUGUCGAUUGAGGACAUCGAAGACAUCUACCUAUUGGGAUACAUUAUAACAAGGUUAAUGUUUGUGCUAUGUAUGUAUGGUCGAAAGAGGUCAAUUUAUCACUGCAGGUAACGUGUUCGUGUAACCUUGCAUGUGACAAAUAAAGAUUUCAUUCAUGUACUGAACAUACUGACAAAAGCUAUACAUAUCAGCAGUAAAAAAAAGCCUCCUUGUUUUCCAGAUGAUUAUUAUGUGAAUCAUAUUAUAAAAAAUGUUAUGUGAAAAUAUGAGUAAGUUGAUUAUCAGGAUUUUUUUGUUGUUGUUAAUGUUGUUUUAAAUUGAAGUGAGUGGUGUGGUCUCGGUAUCAAAUACCUCAGUGAUAAACUGAAGUAAAGGAUAAUAUGCAUUAAAUGAAGUCUAGGGGAUUUUUUUUCCAGAAUAUUCCUACAAGUCAAAUUUAUAUAUUUUUCCACUUAAAGUUAUUACAUUGAUUUUCAUUUUGAUGACAUAUUGAAUGUUUUUAAACACAUUCUCUUACCAUAUAUACUAAUAUAAAAAAAGAGCAAAACUGAUAACAAUAUUAUUGAAGAUAACAUGUCAGUUUGCUGCAACAUUUCAGUCUUUUAAAAACACUAGGCACUUUUCAAGGAACUUGAACUUUUUUAAAUAAAUGUAUUGUCAAGUAAAAGUUGCUACCUAAAUCA
Molecule: messenger RNA, 1756 nt
Organism: Oreochromis aureus
Lineage: Eukaryota; Metazoa; Chordata; Actinopteri; Cichliformes; Cichlidae
Product: lipopolysaccharide-induced tumor necrosis factor-alpha factor homolog
Exons: 5
Coding region: 107-634 (175 amino acids)
Molecular function (GO): zinc ion binding
Source: RefSeq, a predicted model, not a curated record